AUGGAGCUGAAAAAGGAGCAGCUGAAAGAGGCUGAGACUCACCUGAACAGAUUUCUACCUUGUUCACUACCGGUUUAUAGUUCUUUGAUGCUCAACAACAGUGUCCUGUCAGACAGUCUGACAGCUGUAGUGGACAAAUGGCCUGACUUCAACGUCCUUAUCUGCAAACCAAAAUGUAAAGAGAAGGGAGAUCUCGUCAAAGGAAUUCUUAUUUAUGCAAACGAUGAAACUGCCCUUAAAGAAACUAUAAGGAAGAAUUCUGCUCUUGACUGGAGCAGAUAUUUCUGUCUUGGAUUCAAUCAUCACUUCACAGAGGCAGUCAAAGCAGUGGCAUCAGAGAAAGGUGUCCCCUACUGCCAGGUGGCGUUGUGCAACAUGAUGACACUGAAGGAUAUUUCUGACCUUCCUGAAAUAAACAGCUCAGGGAUCCCUCUCAGCUCUCUGAAUGAGUCACAUGUCAGCUUGGUGAAUCAGAUGUGGAAGUUUGGUAAAAGUGAAAACUCUCUUGGUAUGAUUCGUGGCAUGGUCACAAACUUCCCUUCCUGCUGUGUUCUUGAUGCUGAAGGAAAGCCUGUUUCCUGGGUACUGAUGUACGAGACUUGCGCAAUGGGCAUAUUGUACACGCUGCCGGAGCACAGAAGGAAAGGUUACGCCAAGGUCCUGAUCUAUAGCAUGGCCAAGAGACUCCACACUGAGGGAUACCCGGUCUACUGCUCCAUAGAGGAGGACAACAUGCCCUCCCAUGGGCUCUUUAAAUCCCUGGGCUUCACUGAGGAGCCCUCAUACAAGGGGAUGUGGUUUGCAUUCAAUGAACUUUAA
Cheilinus undulatus (humphead wrasse) is the source of this 819-nucleotide messenger RNA. Its product is annotated as glycine N-acyltransferase-like. The transcript is spliced from 5 exons. Gene Ontology annotation, molecular function: glycine N-acyltransferase activity. The record is from RefSeq and is a predicted model, not a curated record. Bases 1 to 819 code for a protein of 272 amino acids. NCBI's taxonomy places the organism in Eukaryota, Metazoa, Chordata, Actinopteri, Labriformes, Labridae. Gene Ontology annotation, cellular component: mitochondrion.